This is a messenger RNA of Orbilia oligospora ATCC 24927, 684 nucleotides long. RefSeq lists its product as uncharacterized. Lineage: Eukaryota; Fungi; Ascomycota; Orbiliomycetes; Orbiliales; Orbiliaceae. The transcript is spliced from 3 exons. The record is from RefSeq and is a predicted model, not a curated record. Gene Ontology annotation, biological process: protein folding; protein peptidyl-prolyl isomerization. The coding region runs from base 1 to 684 and encodes 227 amino acids. Gene Ontology annotation, molecular function: peptidyl-prolyl cis-trans isomerase activity.
AUGCCUCCCCGCUUCCCCACAUCCACCAUCUCUUCCUUACUCUCCACCGCCACAAAGCCAUCUGCCCUCCGAUCCGUGCGUUACUUCGGCGCCUCAGCGAACAGCAUGGUCCAUUCCAAGGUUUUCUUCGAUGUCGAGUGGCAGCCUGCUAGGCCGGCCAAUGAUCCCGAGUCAUGGGGCCGUAUCAAGUUCAACCUCUACGACGAGACUCCUAGGACCUCUGAGAACUUCAGGGUUCUCUGUACCGGCGAGAAGGGUUUCGGAUAUGAGAAGUCUCACUUCCAUCGUAUCAUCGACAACUUUAUGAUUCAGGGUGGUGACUUCACCAAGGGCAAUGGUACCGGUGGGAAGUCCAUUUACGGUGAUCGAUUCGACGACGAGAACUUCCACCACAAGCACUACCGCCCCGGUCUCCUCUCUAUGGCCAAUGCCGGCAAGAACACCAAUGGCUCCCAGUUCUUCAUCACCACGGUCCCACUCGGAUAUCUCGAUGGCAAGCACACCGUCUUCGGAGAAGUUGCUGAUUCCGACAGCAUGGAGGUCGUCAAUAGAAUUUCAAAGAAGGGAAAGCGACAAGACGGAAAGAUCCUGGAUGGGAAAUUUGUGAUCGUUAAGUCCGGCGAGCUGUUGGAGGAUGGAACCGCCCCUGGGGAUGCUCAGAAGGCAGCUACUGAGGAGGCUUAG